Messenger RNA from Clonostachys solani, 942 nucleotides. The record is from the annotation of a GenBank genome assembly. NCBI's taxonomy places the organism in Eukaryota, Fungi, Ascomycota, Sordariomycetes, Hypocreales, Bionectriaceae.
AUGGUAUCUUUAAUUGAUCUACCAGAAGAAUUGCUCUCUGCUACGUUUGGGUACCUCGUAUCAGAGAAUGAUAUGAACGCUAUUGCCCGGACCAAUCGCCACCUUUUUGGAUUGUUCAAUCCCCGCCUCUAUCGCCACAACGUCGAGUGUUCUAAUGGCUCAGCCUUGACCUGGGCUGCCAGGUAUGGUCACCAGAAUACAGCACGGGCGAUCUUGAGCGCAGGUGCGUGUACCGACACCAUCCAAAGUCGAAUACAGGGAGCAUUGAUCUGGGCAGCAGAAGGAGGCCACGGCCCCAUCGUUGAGUUGUUGUUGGAUUAUGGUGCUGAUUUGAAGGAUGGUGACGCUCUGCAGGCGGCUUCACAUGGGGGCCAUGAGUCGCUGGUGAAGCUGCUCAUUGACAAUGGUGCUGAUGUCAACUCCCAUGGCGGAGCAUAUCGCAGCGCCCUCCAAGCUGCUUCCUGCAAGGGUUACGAGCCAUUGAUGAAGCUCCUCAUCGAUAAUGGCGCCGAUGUCAAUGCUCAAGGCGGAGCAUAUGGUAGCGCCCUCCUGGCGGCUUCCCAGGAAGGUCAUGAGCAGUCAGUGAAGCUGCUCAUCGAUAGUGGCGCCGAUGUCAAUGCCCAAGGCGGAGUAUAUGGGAACGCCCUCCAGGUGGCUUCCUGGAACGGCUACGAGCAGCUGGUGAAACUGCUAAUCAGCCAUGGCGCCGACGUCAAUACUCAAGGCGGAGCAUUGGGCAGCGCUCUUCAGGCAGCUUGCCACGGGGGCCACGAGGAGCUGGCUGAGCUUCUCAUCAACGAUGGCGCUGACGUAAACGCCAAAGGCGGAGACUGUGGCAACGCCCUUCAAGUGGCUUUACUCAAAGGCCAUCAGGAGCUAGUGAAGCUGCUGAUUAGCCAUGGCGCUGAUGUUAACGCACAAGGCGUGCAGGACAAAGAGUAA